GAUUGGAUCCAGAUCCCUUCAUCUACAAUUCUUGCAUAAACAAAACCAUGGGGUUUCCCCCUCAACAAUCCCCAUAAAACACAUCUUAUUCUCUUCUUCUUCUUCUCUUCUAUCUUACACCACCAGCAAUGCCUGCAACUUUAUCAUCAAACCCUAAUAUAUUCAUUAUCCUCAUCACCAUCUUCUUCUUCAUAAACCCUUGUCACUCCAUUGACUCACAAGGUCAAGCUCUAUUACAAUGGAAAACCACCCUAAACACCUCCACAAAUGCAUUACAAUCAUGGAACCCAUCAGACCCAACCCCAUGCAACUGGGUUGGAAUCCAAUGCAAUUCCAAUUCAAAAGUUGUUAGUAUUAUUCUAAAGUUUGUUGAUAUACAAGGCUCAUUACCUUCAAAUCUACACUCUCUCAACUCCUUGAGUGUUUUAACAAUCUCGUCGACAAAUCUCUCCGGACAAAUCCCGAAGGAGUUCGGAGAGUAUCGCGAGCUUACGGUGAUCGACGUUUCUGACAACUCGAUCACCGGAGAGAUUCCGCCAGAGAUUUGUCAGCUGGCAAAUCUCGAGACGUUCGUGGUUAACACGAACUAUCUCCAAGGCGGAAUCCCGGAUAGUAUAGGGAAUCUUUCCAAUCUUAGAAACUUGUUGUUGUUUGAUAAUCAGUUGAGUGGUGAGAUUCCAAAAAGUAUUGGAAACUUGAAAAAUCUUCAAGUGUUUAGAGCUGGCGGGAACAAGAAUUUAAAAGGAAAAUUACCAGAUGAAAUUGGGAAUUGCAGUAAUCUAAUAAUGUUAGGCCUGGCAGAAACCAGCAUUUCCGGCGCAAUUCCGACAAAAAUCGGGAACCUAAAAAAGGUCCAGACAAUAGCGCUAUACACAUCGAUACUGUCUGGACCGGUUCCCGAGGAAAUCGGGAACUGUACGGAGUUAAGGAAUCUUUACCUGUACCAAAACUCGAUUUCCGGGUCAAUCCCGAGGUCCAUCGGAGAGCUUCGAAAGCUCGAAAACUUGUUGUUAUGGCAGAACAAUUUAGUCGGGACGAUACCCGUCGAGCUCGGGUGGUUACCCGAGCUUAUGACGAUAGAUUUAUCCGAAAAUUCGUUAACCGGAAACAUUCCGGCGAGUUUCGGAGCUCUUUCGAAGCUUCAAGAGCUUCAGUUAUCGGUUAACAAAUUGUCCGGUGAGAUUCCGAUCACUAUAACAAACUGUGUUUCAUUGACUCAUUUAGAAGUUGAUAACAAUCAACUCACCGGAGAAAUUCCGGCAACCAUCGGAAAACUACAGAGUAUGACUCUGUUUUUCGCCUGGCAGAAUAAUAUUUCCGGCUACAUUCCGGCGAGUUUAUCUGAGUGUGAGAAUCUUCAAGCUUUGGAUCUUUCGUUUAAUAAUUUGAUCGGAACAAUUCCGACACAAAUACUUUCACUCAAAAAUCUUACGAAAUUACUGUUGAUUUCGAAUGAUUUGACCGGUUUUAUCCCGCCGGAGAUCGGAAACUGUACGAAUUUGUAUCGGUUUCGGGUCAACGGUAACAGAAUUUCCGGUACUGUUCCAUCAGAAAUUGGGUAUUUGAAGAAUUUGAAUUUUGUUGAUAUGAGUAACAAUAAACUGGUGGGAAUGAUCCCGAAUUCCAUAUCCGGGUGUGUGAAUCUUGAGUUUCUUGAUCUGCAUUCCAAUGGUUUGAAUGGUGUGGUUCCGGAUUCGCUUCCUCGGAGGUUACAGUUUCUUGACUUGUCGGAUAAUCGGCUUUCGGGUUUCUUGAGUUCGGGUAUUGGGUUGUUAACCGAGUUAACGAAGUUGAAUUUGGGGAAGAAUCGGAUUUCGGGGGGGAUACCGUCGGAGAUUGGUGAUUGUAGGAGGCUGCAGUUGUUGGAUCUCGGAGAUAAUGGGUUCUCCGGUGAGAUACCGAAGCGGUUGGGGCAAAUGCCGUCGCUUGAGAUCGCGUUAAACCUUAGUUGUAACGGGUUCACCGGAGAAAUCCCGCAGGAGUUUAUCGGGUUGAGCAAGUUAGCGAGUCUCGAUUUGUCUAGGAAUAAGUUUACCGGCGAGUUAAAUGUACUUUCGGGGCUUCAAAACCUUGUUUCGCUUAACGUGUCGUAUAACGAGUUCACCGGAGAGGUACCGAACACUCCGUUUUUUCGAAGCCUCCCGAGUUCGAAUCUAGCUGGAAACCGAGCUCUUUACAUUUCGGGUUCGGUUGUUACUCCGGCUGAUAAAAUGAGUUCCACGGGUCGUGCCAGGUCAUCAGCCAAAGUGGCGAUGUCGAUCCUAGUCAGCAUUAGCGUGGUACUCGUCCUACUUGGCAUUUACACGUUGGUCCGAAUGCGAAUAGCGAAAAAGGAAAUGUUAAACGAAAAAUGGGAGAUUACAUUUUAUCAAAAGAUGGAAGUUUAUGUUGACGAAAUCGUUCACGGGUUAACUUCCGCGAACGUGAUCGGUACCGGAAGCUCGGGGGUCGUGUAUAGAGUAACGACUUCGAGUGGGGAAACUUUGGCGGUUAAGAAGAUGUGGUCACCAGACGAAUCUGGCCCGUUUAGGUCUGAAAUCGAGACGCUGGGUUCGAUCAGACACAAGAACAUUGUUCGGUUGUUAGGGUGGGGUUCGAACCCGACGGUUAAACUUUUGUUUUAUGAUUAUUAUCCUAACGGAAGUUUGAGUUCGUUACUCCAUGAUUCGGGGAAAUGCGGAGUCGAAUGGGAGACUAGGUACGAGGUUGUACUAGGCGUGGCUCACGCGCUUGCGUAUCUACACCACGAUUGUGUGCCUCCGAUUUUACAUGGGGACGUGAAAGCGAUGAAUGUGUUGUUGGGCCCAAACCUACAACCUUUUCUUGGUGAUUUCGGGCUCGCUAGACUCGUUACCAAAGAACAAAACGGCGUGUUGUCGCAAAGCCAGAGACCGCAGUUAGCCGGUUCUUAUGGAUAUAUGGCACCCGAACAUGGCUCGUUACAACGUAUUAGCGAAAAGAGUGAUGUGUAUAGUUUUGGUGUGGUGCUAUUGGAAGUACUCACUGGAAGACAUCCACUAGAUCCAACUUUGCCAGGUGGUGCACACUUGGUUCAAUGGGUUCAGGACCACUUGCAAGCUAAGAAGGACCCAAUUGACAUUCUUGAUCCCAAGCUUAGAGGAAGAGCCGACCCGCAAAUGCACGAAAUGCUUCAAACACUAGCCGUUUCGUUUCUUUGUGUAAGCCAACGGCCCAAUGACCGUCCGAUCAUGAACGACGUGGUGGCAAUGCUCGAGGAGAUCCACCAUGAGGAUUCUACAAAUUCAGACACCGGUUUAAAAGGGAAAUUAUCGGUCAAUCCCCCGUCCCCGACUCCCACUAGAAAAAUGGUUUUACAAGGCUCUUCAAAUUGCUCAUAUGCUUUCUCAGAUGAAUCUGUCAAGUGAAGAAUUUUUUUAAAUUUCUAUGUUAAUUGAGUAAAAAAAUAUCCAACUUUAGUCCAACUUUUGUUUCGAAUAACCAACAUAAUUCACGCCAAAAAAAAAAAAAAAAAAAAAAAAAAACGAUAUAUCACUCGUGACAACUAUGUUUUACUCGUUACCAGGCCAGAUUUCCUUAAAUCGGAUUCAUAAUUGUCAAAUUACCUUAAAUCAAAUCUUUUGAAGCUUAACAUUGGUUAACUUCAAACAAAAAUUGGACAAAAGUUGGUUACUUUUUUAUGCAACUAGCCAUUUGUAUUAUGUUAUUAUUAUUAUUUUUUUUUUUUUGUAACAAGAUAAUGUAGUGUAAUGUAGUAGUGUUGUACUAAAUUUAGAAAAAUAUAUGUACAAAUUAUAUUACUAGUUAAUGAGGUUGUAAAGUAGGA
Messenger RNA from Helianthus annuus (common sunflower), 3805 nucleotides. Its product is annotated as LRR receptor-like serine/threonine-protein kinase. Lineage: Eukaryota; Viridiplantae; Streptophyta; Magnoliopsida; Asterales; Asteraceae. Gene Ontology annotation, biological process: hormone-mediated signaling pathway; protein phosphorylation. Gene Ontology annotation, molecular function: protein kinase activity; ATP binding; protein binding. The coding region runs from base 129 to 3386 and encodes 1085 amino acids. The transcript has 2 exons. Gene Ontology annotation, cellular component: plasma membrane. The record is from RefSeq and is a predicted model, not a curated record.